AUGUCAGACGCUACAGAACAACCGAAGAAAGAGAAGUUCGCGCCAAAACAACCCGUCACACUGAAUCCACCGAAGGAUGAUGUUAUUGAGCGUGAUUACCUCGCAAAGUGUGAUGGCACAAAUGAUGGUUUUCCAACUCUAGUCGCUAUCAAGGGUGACGUCUUUGACGUGAGUGGUAAAGAGACGUAUGCGCCUGGCAAGGGCUAUCACGUCUUUGCGGGGAAAGAGCCCAACCGCGCUCUUGGGCUUUCUUCUCUUAAGCCUGAAGAUUGCAUAUCUGACUACUCCGAGCUUUCCGAUAAGGAAAAGCAAUCGGCCGGUUGCCUUCGGAGGGUGCUAACCUUUGAAUGGCAGAAGCAAUUUAACAAGGCUACAAGCUUAGCUGUACAUCCAUUCCGUCGCAGUCGCUCUGUCCUUAGGGAAGCCCUCAAUUUCUGUCUCAUGACGACUUUCAACUGA
Molecule: messenger RNA, 459 nt
Organism: Alternaria atra
Lineage: Eukaryota; Fungi; Ascomycota; Dothideomycetes; Pleosporales; Pleosporaceae
Exons: 6
Coding region: 1-459 (152 amino acids)
Cellular component (GO): endomembrane system; membrane
Source: RefSeq, a predicted model, not a curated record